UGGUUUCCUCGCUUAAGAUUGACAGUGAAUAGUCGCUCGCUGCGGGGAGGUGUAUCUAGAGAAAGAAAACUUCUGAGGCAGUUAUCUUCCUCAGUUUUCAAAUCUGGUUACUACAGUUCUGUAUGCUUUGGACACCACGGGAAAAGAAGCAGGGAGGUCCGAAGAAGAUUUACGCGUCGAAAAAGAUAAUAUAGGAGGAAUAUUUAUAUUUAAUGGCUGCUGGGGAUGGUUCCCAGCUGCCGGCGACUAUAGCGGCCAGCCGGAGCGUGGAGAAAGCGCUCGAGGAGGCCGCCUCGAGCGGGGUUCUCAACCUGUCUAAUCGCAAACUGAAGGAGUUUCCCCGAACCGCCAAGAACCACGACUUAUCCGAUAUCACUCAUGCAGACUUGUCAAAGAAUCGUCUAUGUGAACUGCCUGAGGAGCUCUGCCAGUUCAUCUCCUUGGAAACACUUAGCCUGUACCAUAACUGCGUUCGCUCCAUUGCCCCAGCUGUCUGCAACCUCCAGGCCCUCACCUACCUCAAUAUCAGCCGUAACCAGCUAUCCAGUCUGCCCGAGUCCGUGUGUCAGCUCCCCUUGCUGCGGGUACUCAUCGUCAGCAACAACAAGCUCACCUCGCUGCCGACCUCCAUACACAGCCUCACUCACCUGCGGCAGCUGGAUGUGAGCUGUAAUGAGCUCCAGGGGCUACCUGUGGAGAUGGGGCAGCUGGAGGCUCUGCGGGACCUGAACCUGAGGAGGAACCAGCUUACCACCCUGCCUGAAGAGCUCUCAGAGUUACCCCUUGUUCGCCUGGACGUGUCCUGCAACCGUGUCUCUCGGGUCCCCGUGUGCUACCGCCACCUCCGCCACCUUCAGACCAUUGCCCUCGACAACAACCCCCUACAGUCGCCGCCCGCCCAGAUUUGCUCUAAGGGAAAAUUCCACAUAUUCAAGUUCCUGAAUAUUGAGGCAUGUAAGACAACGCAGGAAGAGCUAGAGAGAGCACUGAGACCCACAGGCUUCAACACCUGCCUAUCAGACCAGGAGCUGUUUCCUCCGCGACAGUACAGUGGUUUGGACUCUGGAUUCAACAGUGUAGACAGUGUCAGUAAACGAUGGUCAGGGAAUGAGUCUGCAGAUGAUUUCUCUGAGCUGUCUUUGAGGAUGGCAGAGAUUUCGCGGGACCAGAGGAACCUGCAGGAGGAGGGUGAGCGGGACCCUCUGGCAGGGAGAGUGCCGUCAGUGAAUGGUGUGGUGGAGCAGCUGGAUUUCACAGAGGAAGAACCCAGUGCUGCAUCUCUGCAGGAGAGAAGCGAGACACUUCCUCACAGUUUGGACUCGUCUCCAAACAGCCGCAGGUCCAGUGCAAGCGGAGACGUUAGUGAUAGGGGCUCAUCAACCACCCCGUCCAGCCAGUCCCCUGAGGAGCGCCGUCGGCCUGGCACCCUGCAGAUCUGGCAGGAACGGGAACGGGCACAGCAGCAGAGGGAGAAAGCGAGAGAUAGCAGCUUAUUGAAGCCAGCAGCAAAAACAGGAAGUCAUGCAGCCGCAGCAGCAGCCCAGACAGGAAGCACAGGGGGUGGAUCUCCAGAUACCAGGCCCUCAUCCAAUGGCCUUCGGCAAAGAUGUUCAAGUGCACAGAAUAUGGAGCAAGCGGCGUCUCGUUCUCCCAGCUUGCGGCGCUCAGGCAGCCGACCAGAGGUACCGCUGUCUCCGAAGGCCAGCUCCCCUACGGGAACGAGCCAGAAGCCCAGCAGCUUCCUGUUCCGUGCCACGUCUCGCUGUAAUGUGAAAACUUCAGGCUCGGUGCAAUGUCUAGCAGAGUCUGGCCGUAGUGAUUCCAAGCCCUCGCUGCGCUCAGCCCGAGAAGAUAAGCAGGACAUCACACAGCUUCGCAAGACUCUAGAGUCUCGGCUGAAGAUCUCUCUCCCAGAAGACCUGGGCGAGACACUGUCCAACGGUACCAUUCUCUGCCAGUUGGUCAAUCACAUCCGCCCACGUGCAGUGUCAAUCAUCCAUAUACCGUCCCCUGCUGUGCCAAAGCUCAGCACCGCAAAGUGUCGCCUCAAUGUGGAAAACUUCAUCGCCGCCUGCCGCAAGCUGGGCGUCCCAGAGACGGAGGUGUGUUUGUCUUCUGAUGUGUUGCACUGUAACCCGCGUGCUGUACUACGCGUCGUGGAGGCUUUGGUGGCCCUGGGUCGGGAUGGGCCAUCUCGGGACGUCCGCCUCAUCGCCUCCCUGCUCUCUCCUGGCUUCCUGCUCUUCUACUGCCUGGCCAUGGGCCUGCUGUACCUGCUGUACUGCCGCCUUGCUGCCUAAAACACACACUGAGUCACACCCAGCUGCACACCAAUGCACACUUUAGGAAGGUUUCUACACGCUUGCACGGAGCCGGCAUGUGCAGACCUACGAGCUCUGUGUGCUGAGGUACUGGAGAGAGACGCAGUGCCCUGCACUGGCUUCACGGGGCCCACGGGCCAGAUGUUCACAAAGAGCCAGUGCUGAGGUGCAGUUAGGCUCAGCUGGGCAGGUGUGCCUGUAGUCUACCAUCUCUUAUGAUAAGUCCCACAUGCAGCACACAGGCCACUGCAGCUACUCUUCACUUAGGCACCAAAUAUAUAGGAGGUCUGAGAUGAUAAUUGAAAAAAAUCAUCUGUUAAUCAUUGUGGAAACAACAUAAUUUUCAAGCCCUUGCAGCACAAGUAAUUUAGUUUUUCUUGUGAGCUUGAACUGCAGGUAUGGAUCUAUUUUACAGGGUUAAAAAUCAAACUAGUUGCUUCUUCAAAAGUUAAUAAUGAACUGGUCUGUUUACACUAGUGUCUCUCAGCACAGUCUUUGGGGACCCACAGACGGUCCACAUUUUCGCUUCCUCCCAACUCCCUGCCAGGCAGUCCAUAUUUUUGCUCCCUCCCAGCUUCCGGUGGCAAAAACAUGGACUGUCGGGGGGUCCCUGAGGUUUAAGAAACACUUAUGUACAAUGCCCCAGUUUGCUACCCUUGAUUUACUCCACUGACUCUUUUUUUCAAAUGAAUAUGAACUGUGACCAGAAGGGGGCGAUGUUUGCAUACUCAGUUCCCUGAACACAUUGUAAUUAGAAGGUACAGAGUCACUUCCAAGCUUGUAAGAUUUUUUUCACCAUGUGUAAAAUUUAAAAACUUAAGUUAUUUUAUUUUUAUUUAUUUAAUGCUACCAAGACGUUUUAGGAGGUAGUGGAUGCUUUGCAUUUCUCUUAACUACUGUGUUGUAGUGAUCACAAUUAUUGGUUUUCAGUUACUGCAAAACCCUCAAUAUUUCAGGUAGUGAUAUUCUUUAACUGGCCAUUUAAAGUCAGUGUCUUACUGUGAACAGCAGCACUGUUUUUAUUUUUGAGAAUCUUCUGAGCUGCAGGGUCUAUUACUGAGUGGUUCCACAAUCCAACCAAUGUACCGGUGCUGGGGCACUUAUAGGGCUAAUGGUCUGCCCACUCAGUUACUCUUGCAGUAUAGACAUUAUAGUUAUUGAAACAUCUAAGUUCUUCCCCUCAAUGAGUGUUUAUCAAUUCUAAUUACCUACAUAGCUGACAGUGUAAUGUAACAGCUCUACUUGCGCAGAGUGGAGUCAGAUUGUUAUUCAGGUGUUCAUGUCAUUAAUCAGCGAGACAUUCCUGAAAUCUAGCCAGAGGGUAAAUGCAAUACUGCAUACAUUACAACACUCCUUUAACUAAAAGAAUUUGGGUAGCCCUCCGCCACCCGAUCUUUAAGGACUGCAUCACAUCAGGUCACCUCCGUCUUCUGUAAAAUCUGAUUCUAUGCUGUAUAGUCUCUAGAAGCUUCACACAGCCUUUUUGGGCCAUUGCAGUCCUUUAGACAAUUAACGUUUGCAAUGGAAGCAUGGAGACAGAGAGCAGCUGUGAUGUUGUGAAGGUAGUCUUUGCCACACUGGUGGAGAGUACUGUCCUAGGACAUUGGUUAAGUGUUUGCUUUUAUCUUUGUUGCAUCAUUUUUAAAUAAUCAGUUGUUUGGAUCCAGUCUUUAAAAUUGACAACCAAAUGCUAGAGUUUUGACGCAAAUCUAACUGAGCUUUGCAGCCACUAAGCCUUGCAACCACAGAUGGAUAAAUGUCUUAUGUGCUGAUUAAAUUAACCCAUUGCAGAGAACUUGUAUUUUGUAAUAUUUAUAUCUAUGUAUUUAAUGAGAAGUUUAAAAGAAUCUGAGUUUAUAUAAAUAUAUGCUGUUUCUUUUAUUGUAAAGAAUAUAUCAAAAAGCACCUCUUUGAUUAAAAAGCUCCAUGUUCCA
Messenger RNA from Brienomyrus brachyistius, 4255 nucleotides. RefSeq names its product leucine-rich repeats and calponin homology (CH) domain containing 4 (gene lrch4). The transcript has 19 exons. Gene Ontology annotation, molecular function: protein binding. Bases 213 to 2300 code for a protein of 695 amino acids. NCBI's taxonomy places the organism in Eukaryota, Metazoa, Chordata, Actinopteri, Osteoglossiformes, Mormyridae. The record is from RefSeq and is a predicted model, not a curated record.